Molecule: messenger RNA, 2139 nt
Organism: Parus major (Great Tit)
Lineage: Eukaryota; Metazoa; Chordata; Aves; Passeriformes; Paridae
Gene: GBA1
Product: glucosylceramidase beta
Exons: 10
Coding region: 330-1892 (520 amino acids)
Biological process (GO): glucosylceramide catabolic process
Molecular function (GO): glucosylceramidase activity
Source: RefSeq, a predicted model, not a curated record
GUCACGGGGUGCCGGCUCCCGGUUUCCCGGUGGCGGCUCCGCGGGCCGGAGCGGCCGGUGCCGUCUAGGCGUGGGAAGGCAGCGGGGACCGGGACCGGGACCGGGCCUGCGCCUCUCGGGGCGGCGGGGGGGAAGCGACCCCGCAGCCGCGCGGUUCCCCCGGUUGGCGGUCCCGGAACCGGCGCGGGGGAAGGUUCGGGGCCAGGCCCGCCCAGAGUCGGUGCCGCUCCUGCACCGGGUGUGGGCGGGACGGGCUGUCCGGGCGCCCUUAAAGGCGAGGCCGGCGGUGGAGCCGGUGCUGCCGGGAGCGCACCGGGAGCGGCGGGGCCAUGGGGGCCGCCCUGUGCUGGCGGCUGCUGCUGGUGCUGCUGGCCGGGCACCGGGCCGCAGGCUCCCGGCCCUGCAGUCCCAAGUACUUUGGGCGUGAUGCCAUGGUCUGCGUCUGCAAUGCCACAUACUGUGACACUCUGGAUCCCCUGGCCCUGCCGGACCCCGGCUCCUACGUCAAGUAUGAGAGCAGCAAGGCUGGAAAACGGCUGGAGCGGAGCGAGGGGAGGUUCCAGCGCAGACUCUGCGCCCCAGAUGUCGUCCUCACCCUGGACACGACGCAGCGCUUCCAGAGGGUGAAGGGUUUUGGUGGCUCCAUCACGGACGCGGCCGCCAUCAACAUCUUAUCCCUGCCAGAAAGAGCACAGGAUCACCUGCUGCGCUCGUACUUCUCUGAGGAGGGGCUGGAGUACAACCUCAUCCGCCUGCCCAUGGCCAGCUGCGACUUCUCCCUCCACGCCUACACCUACGAUGAUGUCCCCUAUGACUAUGAGCUCACCCACUUCAGCCUGCGAGACGAGGACACGAAGCUGAAGAUCCCCCUCCUUCACCGAGCCUCGGCCAUGAGCAAGCGGCCGCUGUCACUGUAUGCCAGCCCCUGGACCUCCCCCACCUGGCUGAAGACCAGCGAGUCCUACGUGGGGAAGGGGACACUGAAGGGGCAGGCAGGGGACAGGUACCACAAGACCUGGGCCAACUACUUUGUACGGUUCCUGGAUGAAUACGCCAAGCACAACGUGACAUUCUGGGCAGUGACAGCAGAGAACGAGCCCACGGCCGGGCUGAUCAACAAUUACCCCUUCCAGUGCCUGGGCUUCACAGCCGAGCAGCAGCGGGACUUCAUCGCUCGGGACCUGGGCCCGGCGCUGGCCAACAGCUCCCACCGCCACGUCCAGCUCAUCAUCCUGGAUGACAACCGGCUCCACCUCCCUCACUGGGCCAGAGUGGUCCUGGAGGAUGAGGGGGCAGCUCGCUACGUCCACGGCAUCGGCAUCCACUGGUACCUGGACUUCAUCGGUCCCAUACAGGACACAGUGUUGCCCACUCAUGAGCUCUUCCCUGACUACUUUAUCCUGGCCACGGAGGCGUGCAUUGGUGCCCAUUUCUGGGAGCGGGAUGUGAUCCUGGGCUGCUGGGAGCGGGGAAACCAGUACAGCCACAGCAUCCUGAUGAAUCUGAACCACUUUGUGGCUGGCUGGACUGACUGGAAUCUGGCCCUGGAUCUAGAGGGGGGUCCCAACUGGGUCAAGAACUACGUGGACAGCCCUAUCAUUGUGGACAGCAGCGAAGGCAUCUUCUACAAGCAGCCCAUGUUCUACCACAUGGGGCACUUCAGCAAAUUCAUCCCUGAGGGCUCCCAGCGUGUGGGGCUCGUCGCCUCCAGGGAGUCCAAGAAAACAGCGCUGGAGUACGCGGCUUUCCUGCGCCCCGACGGGGCUGUGGUCGUGGUGCUUCUGAACCGAUCCCCACAGGACAUCGCCUUGGGGCUGGCGGACACCGUCGGCCUCAUCGCGGCCGUGGCUCCGGCCAACUCCAUCCAGACCUACCUGUGGCGGCGGCAGUGACGGGGCCGGGGUGGCCAUGGCUGGCCAGGGGCCGGACGCAGCCGGGCCGGACGCUCAGGCCCGCGGGCUCGGGCCGGGGGAAGCGGCUCCCCGGGGCCGCGGCGGAGCCGGAGCGGGCUGGGCCGGGCCGGGAACGCCGUGCAUGUGCAGGAGGGCCGGGGGCACCGGUGCCCCUCAGGGUGGAGGCCGCACAGGCUGUGAAUGCUGCGUUCUGCUGUUCUGACAUUAAAUACGGAUGCUGCCUUGA